AUGGACUUUUCAGCAUUCAACAGCGCCGAGCAGGCGCACAUGAACAAGAUAAUUGAAAAGAAACAAAUGCAAGACUUCUUGAGGCUCUACGCAAAUAUUGUAGAGAGGUGCUUCUCUUCAUGCUGUAACGACUUUACAAGCAAAACAUUAUCAUCAAAAGAGGAAACUUGCGUGAUGAGCUGUACGGAAAAGUUUUUGAAACACUCGGAGAGAGUGGGCUCACGGUUUGCAGAGUUGAAUGCAGGUACGCAGCUUCCGUGCUCAAACUCUGAACAGUUAAGCUCAUGUUCGCUCUAG
Molecule: messenger RNA, 297 nt
Organism: Lentinula edodes (shiitake mushroom)
Lineage: Eukaryota; Fungi; Basidiomycota; Agaricomycetes; Agaricales; Omphalotaceae
Product: Tim10/DDP family zinc finger protein
Exons: 3
Coding region: 1-297 (98 amino acids)
Source: RefSeq, a predicted model, not a curated record